Molecule: messenger RNA, 1314 nt
Organism: Rotaria sp. Silwood2
Lineage: Eukaryota; Metazoa; Rotifera; Eurotatoria; Philodinida; Philodinidae
Source: the annotation of a GenBank genome assembly
AUGUUAGACGAGUUUUAUAAAAAAAGAGCAAUCAAAAAAGAAGCUGUUCAUGGUAUUGACUCGGAAAUUUAUGCAAUUCAAAAGGCAAGGAAAUUAAACUGGGAUACUUGUAAAGCAAGUCAGUCAUUUAUCAAGACAUUUAAAAAAGAAAAUCGAAUCUCAUCAAGAAGAUACAACAAACUUAUAACACGAACCAGCUCAAGUAGAAAAGUUAGCAGUUUAGAAGAUGCUCAAAACUGCGUCGAAAGUAAAAGACCUUUAAUUUCAAUUUAUUCUUCUCGUGAAAUUUUAAAUAGCGAUCAUUGUUCGUUUCAUCAAGAACAUGUUCCACCAAGAACUCUGUCUUAUACCGGCGAAAGAACAACAGAAGUUGCUGUUAAAAAGAAGAACAAUACAACACAUUCUUAUACAGUACAGCCUGUUACAUCAGCUGAUGGUCGGUUAUUAGACAAGUUCUUACUUAUCCUUCAAGAAAAAGAUGAUCAAUUCGGUAAAAGAGUGCAAAAAGAUUUAGUUGUAUCACCAAACGUUGUAAUACAAGCUUCAAAAUCUGGAAGAAGCAGCGAUGAAAAACAUCGUACUUUUUUAAAUGAAGUCGUACGGCCUUUGGUUAGUAAAAAAUUUCUUCUUUUACUUGAUUCUUGGAAAACUCAAGCUAAUCUAAAAAAAUUUAGAGCAGUAUUUCCAAAUCAAGAUAGUCAAUUACUGAUUUUUCCUGAAGAAUCAACUGGUCAUAUUCAAACGCAAGAUUUAUCUUUAUUCCGUUCAUGGCGAUUUAUCCAUAAGGAAAUCGAGCAUUACACUCAUAUCAAUCGUACAGAAAUUACUAUAACUGAUCGCCAAUGUUACAUUAAUAUACAGUCCGUUAUUCAUAAUCAAUUAUCAGCUUCACAAUUCGAAAACCUUAUCAAGUCUGGGCUCAUACGAGCUCGAAUAAUCAACGAAACAAGUGAAGAACCUGAGAAACCAAAAGAUAGUGAAAAUUCAGCAUCCGUGCUCGAUCAUCGAACGGUGAUUCUUAAUUUAACAGCUACUAAUCUAUAUAAUUCAACUAAAUUUGUCGAAGAAUACUCUGCAAAAUCAGCUUAUGCUAUGAAAGAUUUAUCUCCACAAGAAUGGAAUAACUUCGUAUUACGAUUGGAAAAUGAUAUUGAUGGUGAAACAAUGGGAUUAGUGUAUCAAUUCUUUAUGAAAUCAUCUACAUCGGGCAAUUCUUGUGAUCGAAUGUGUCGACUGAAAUUAAUUAAUUGCAAUCUUAAAACAGCCAGAGCACAAGAUCCAACUUUUUGUUCCGAAUCUUUUGACAUAGUCUGA